This is a messenger RNA of Thecamonas trahens ATCC 50062, 585 nucleotides long. RefSeq lists its product as uncharacterized. The transcript is spliced from 2 exons. The coding region runs from base 1 to 585 and encodes 194 amino acids. The record is from RefSeq and is a predicted model, not a curated record. Lineage: Eukaryota; Apusomonadida; Apusomonadidae.
AUGAAGAUUGUCGCUUUCCUGGCCAUCCUUGCCAUCACUUUCGCCAUCGCUUCGGCGCACUUCUCCAUCUCUUCGGUCUCGACCACCGCGACCGGCACUGAGACUGUCGGCCUCCGUGGCGGCGGCGACAUCGGCUCCGGCGGCAACACCGACUUCUGCGGUGUUGGCGCUGCUGCCAACGUCUCGACCACCCGCUUCUCCAUCGGCGCCGGUGCCACUGCUUACGUCAAGGGUACUGUCGCUAACUCGCACGGUAACGCCACCUUCACUGCUCAGGCUGCCCAGGGUGCUUCCCCGACCUUCAACGCCCAGUCCGAUGUUAUCUACACCGGCACCAUGACCUACACCUCCGGCCAGGCUUUCUCGGCUGACGUCGUGAUCCCGACCUCCAUCUCUGGUGACGCCACCGUCCAGAUCAAGAUGGCCACCAGCCUUCCCCCGCAGACCAGCUACUACCAGUGCGUUGACGCCACCGUCACCGCCGCUGUCUCGACUGGCUCGUCCUCGGCUGCCGCCACCGCUGCCCCGACUGCCAUGAUCGCCGCUGUUGUCGCGAUUGUUGCUUUCGUUGCCGCCCUCCUCUAA